This is a messenger RNA of Penicillium hordei, 1890 nucleotides long. RefSeq names its product putative serine/threonine protein kinase (Nrc-2). Gene Ontology annotation, biological process: protein phosphorylation. Gene Ontology annotation, molecular function: ATP binding; protein serine/threonine kinase activity. The transcript has 3 exons. The record is from RefSeq and is a predicted model, not a curated record. Bases 1 to 1890 code for a protein of 629 amino acids. NCBI's taxonomy places the organism in Eukaryota, Fungi, Ascomycota, Eurotiomycetes, Eurotiales, Aspergillaceae. Gene Ontology annotation, cellular component: plasma membrane; nucleus; cytoplasm.
AUGACACAGCUCUUCGCCUCUAGUCCGUCUGCGGUGACAAAUAAUGAGAAGCGCGGGAAUUUCCCCGCUCUCUCCCUUCCCUCGCGAAAACACUCCAACGAGUCUAGCCACUUGCCUACGAGGAUCAAGAACUUUUUCCGUAUCAACAGUUCAAGCAGCCACUCUCCCCAACCCAAUGCCUCAGGAAGUACCGAACGCGAACGGGAUAGCCAUGGGGCGGCCAAGAACGAGAAGUCUGCUUUCCGGCAGUCUCGAUUUCUGCCAGGCAUAGGCCGCAAUCGAUCGACAACCGUUGCUAGUGAAGGCAACCCACUCGACGAUGCGAUGUCGCCUACCGCAUCCGCCAACCCAUACUUUGCCCACCAGGGCCAGCCAGCAUUGCGACACCGCAAUGAUGGGUCAGUGCCAUCCUCUCCCCCCGACACCCCUGAGCUGCAAGUCACGGGGGUCUCGGCGGUGGAACAGGCGACCACUGCGAACAAAGAGGAAUUAGCGCGCAAGUUACGACGUGUGGCUUCUGCCCCGAAUGCCCAAGGCCUAUUCACAAGUGGUCAGGGUGACCGUCCUCAGACAGCGGAACUGGGCAAGGAGCCCCUGGUGGAACAGUCGGGCGGAUCAAUGGGCCUCGCAGAUCUAAGCAACGACGAGUCGAAUCUGGCGAUACCUUCUUCACUCAGCUCAGAUUUCGGCAGUAACGCUUCUUUCCGCCGCACCUAUAGUUCGAACUCUAUCAAAGUUCGAAAUGUGGAGGUUGGCCCCGCCAGCUUCGAUAAGAUCAAGCUGAUCGGCAAGGGUGAUGUUGGCAAAGUUUAUCUGGUGCGCGAGAAGAAAUCGAGCCGUCUGUAUGCCAUGAAAGUUUUGAGCAAGAAGGAGAUGAUCAAACGGAACAAGAUUAAACGGGCUUUGGCCGAACAAGAGAUUCUGGCUACGAGCAACCACCCGUUCAUUGUCACCCUAUACCACUCCUUCCAAUCAGAGGAUUAUCUGUAUCUCUGCAUGGAGUACUGCAGUGGUGGCGAGUUCUUCAGGACCCUGCAAACCCGCCCCGGCAAGAGUAUUUCCGAGGAUGCAGCUCGUUUUUACGCCGCAGAGGUUAUUGCUGCGCUGGAAUAUCUCCAUCUCAUGGGUUUCAUCUACCGUGACUUGAAACCCGAAAAUAUUCUUCUUCACCAGUCUGGUCAUAUCAUGCUUUCUGAUUUCGAUUUGUCCAAGCAAUCCGGACCCGGGGGUGCCCCAACCAUGAUUCCCGCACGAAGUGGUGGCAACUCCACCACAGGGUUGCCUACGAUUGAUACCAAGUCAUGUAUUGCCGAUUUCCGAACAAAUUCUUUCGUCGGGACGGAAGAGUAUAUUGCACCUGAGGUGAUCAAGGGCUGCGGUCACACCAGUGCUGUUGAUUGGUGGACCCUGGGCAUUUUGAUUUACGAAAUGCUGUACGGCACUACUCCAUUCAAAGGCAAGAACCGAAACGCGACGUUUGCCAGCAUUCUGCGGGAUGAGGUGAACUUCCCAGAGCACUCGGGUGUGCAGCAGACAUCAAACCUGUGCAAGUCCCUGAUCCGUAAACUGCUGAUCAAGGAUGAAACUAAGCGCCUAGGAGCCCGCGCUGGUGCCUCCGAUGUCAAGACUCACCCCUUCUUCCGACAGACCCAAUGGGCACUCAUUCGUCACAUGAAGCCACCUAUGAUUCCCCACCAGGGUCGUGCCGGCACGGAUACGGUGAACUUCCGCAACGUCAAAGAGAGCGCUAGCGUAGAUAUUGGCGGCACCGAUUCUACUAAGAUGAAGGGUGUUCCAAUGGAUUCGGGCCUCGCGACUCCGAACGGCGAACUCAACGAUCCCUUCGAGGAGUUCAACAGUGUCACCCUCCACCACGAGGGGGAUAUGUAA